Andrographis paniculata is the source of this 853-nucleotide messenger RNA. RefSeq lists its product as uncharacterized. NCBI's taxonomy places the organism in Eukaryota, Viridiplantae, Streptophyta, Magnoliopsida, Lamiales, Acanthaceae. The transcript has 2 exons. The record is from RefSeq and is a predicted model, not a curated record. The coding region runs from base 200 to 640 and encodes 146 amino acids.
GCCCAACGGCUAUAUCUUAAUUGCUUGAUGAAUAAAUUUCAAUAAACCCCUGGAUCUCAUUCCAACGGUCGGUUUUUUCUUACCUGAUUUAACUUCUUCUUUGCCAUUGCAUAAACUUCACAAAUCUGCCCGAGGAUACCCAUCAAACAUCGCCAUCUUCACCAAGGUUUCUCAGGAUUAAUUUCCCGGAUAUAUAGUUAUGGAAAAUUCUAACCCCAACAUUGCUAAAGUGCAGCACGUGGCGAAAUCGUCCUCAGAUCAGCUUCUGAGGAAAUUUGCGGAGGUGGGUUCCGAUUCAGAAACCAAAAUUUCAUCUAAAGAGUUGAGAUUGGCGAAACGCACGAAAAGAAGCCAAGGGAAGAAGGGCAGUGGUGAUUGCAAUGCCAAGAGCUCCGGUAAUGGUAGUACUGGUUUUGCAGAGCGGAAAGCACUUCUUCCAUCUUCAGCUUCUCGCAGACCAAUGGCGUUGAUUCGGAGGCUGGGUAAGGCCAGGAUCAAAGCCAGGGAGUUCACGAACAAGUCUUUCAUCACUGCCAUUGACGAGACAUGGCGUUUGGCUGUGGGAAAGGCUUCUAGGGCUUUGAUGGAGAAGCAUUACUACAAUCGCCAUAAACGCCUAAUAAACGACUCCAAUUGGUAAAUCCAAAGUGCACUGCAGCUUUUGAUUCUUGAAUUUGUGCAUUAGGUUGGAUUGAGCUAGCCCUAAUGUUGUAACAGAUACUUUAGUUUUUUGCAAUCCUGUUAUUUGAAUCUUGUCAUUUAAUUGAGUGCUGUUUGUUGUAAACUAAAAUUUGAAUGUUUCAGAUAGUAUGUAAAUAUACAUAUAUAUAUAUAUAAAUCUUUUUAAGUUGAA